GUUCGCCCGACUCAGUCAUGUGAUAGAAGCUGCGGUCACAUGACUUGUUAGCCGCAAGAUGGCGAUGGAUAAAGAGUAAGAGGCGGACGGGAGGGUCGGUGCGUGUUUACAGUCUGGGGGCCGGACAAGAUGGCGUCUCGCCACGAUCACGCAGACACGUCCCCGUUCCUGACUCAGGCAGAUGACGUGGAUGAGGUGAAAGCCGUAGGGGUUCCUCCGCGUGUGCUGGAUGAGGAUGACGAGGAAAGCCACGAAACGCACGACGUGCACGCCCUGACCGGCAUCUCCUACAGGCGCUCCGUCUCCAUCGUAGUCAUCCUCUUCUACGUCAACCUGCUGAACUACAUGGACCGCUUCACUGUCGCUGGAGUGCUCCCGGACCUGGAGAGCGCCUUCAAGAUCAAGGAUGGUUCCUCAGGAUUGGUACAAACAGUCUUCAUCUGCAGCUACAUGGUGCUGGCUCCAGUUUUCGGAUACUUGGGCGAUCGGUGGAACAGGAAGUACAUUAUGUGCGUGGGGAUCUCCUUCUGGUCGAUCAUCACCCUGUGCAGCUCCUUUAUUCCCAAAGAGUAUUUCCCCCUCUUCCUGUUCACACGCGGACUGGUCGGAGUGGGAGAGGCGAGUUACUCCACCAUCGCCCCCACCAUCAUCGCUGACCUCUUUGUGGCUGACCAGCGGAGCCGCAUGUUGUCCAUCUUCUACUUCGCCAUUCCAGUGGGCUGCGGCCUGGGAUACAUCGCGGGGUCCAAGGUGACGAGCGCUGCCGGGGACUGGCACUGGGCUUUACGGGUCACCCCAGGUCUGGGCCUCAUCGCUGUCUUGCUGCUUGUCUUCUUUGUGAAGGAGCCUCCCAGAGGAGCCGCGGAGAGGAAAACCGACAAACCCCUGAACCCCACUCCUUGGAUCUCGGAUGUGAAGGCGUUGCUGAGAAACCCGAGCUUUAUGCUUUCUACUCUUGGGUUCACGACGGUGGCGUUUGUCACAGGCGCCCUCGCCCUCUGGGCUCCAUCUUACCUGGUGCGGGCGCGGAUCGUGCUGUACAAGACCGAGCCCUGUCAUGAUGCUAUAUGUAACUAUGAUGACAGUCUGAUCUUCGGCAUGAUCACGGUGCUCACCGGCUUCUUGGGUGUUUUCGCCGGAGUGGAGAUCAGUAAACGGUACCGCAAGGUGAACCCCCGCGCAGACCCCAUAGUGUGUGCUUGCGGGAUGCUGAGCUCCGCCCCCUUCCUGUACUUAGCGCUGGUCUUCGCUGACACCAGUCUUGUGGCCACCUACGUUUUCAUCUUCAUCGGGGAGACGUUGCUGUCAUUGAACUGGGCCAUCGUGGCUGACAUCCUCCUGUAUGUAGUGAUCCCCACAAGACGCUCCACUGCUGAGGCCAUGCAGAUAAUGGUGUCCCACCUGCUGGGCGACGCCGGGAGCCCCUAUCUCAUUGGGGUGAUAUCGGACCGUAUCAGCAGAGGGAAGCCGGAAUCCACCCUUCUGUCGUUCCGCAGCCUGGAGUACGCCCUCAUGGUCUGUGCCUUUGUGGGUGCCCUCGGUGGAGGUUUCUUCUUGGCGACGGCCCUCUUCAUCGAGAAGGAUCGGAAAAAGGCGGAAAUGGUGUCGGAAGGUCUGGUGUCUGAGGCGGAGUCGGUUGAAGACGGAAUUGUGGUCCCGAAACGUGGACGGUCCACCAGGGUCCCGGUCUCCAGCGUCCUCAUAUAAGCCCCUCACGGACUGCAAUCACGAGGGACAAACUGUAGAGAUUCUUGGCUUGACCUGGUACCAGAGAUGAAGGCGCCACGUUUGGCCGUGGCUGCUACUGGUGGAAUGUGGAACUCAGUCAUGUCACCUGGUGACCUGAUGACGAUGAUGCCCAGGUGUGCGGUUGAGGAAGUGCCCCCCCCGUGCUUACAUCUCCACCCUAAUAACCCUGCACCGCCAUGUCUUCGGUUGGACCGCCGCUCACAACUCAGGACCUGCUCCAAAUGUUGCCAUUCCCCGUAUUUAAUAAUGGUUUUGCGAACUCAAGACGCUGGUUUUACAUUUGGCUCUUUUAUGGGCAAUGAAUGUUUAACUUUUUAAUGGGAAAUACAGUUUUGUUGGGUACCGAACACGA
This is a messenger RNA of Bufo gargarizans (Asiatic toad), 2101 nucleotides long. It is a transcript of the gene SPNS1, whose product is annotated as sphingolipid transporter 1 (putative). The transcript is spliced from 13 exons. Bases 130 to 1707 code for a protein of 525 amino acids. The record is from RefSeq and is a predicted model, not a curated record. Gene Ontology annotation, biological process: transmembrane transport. Lineage: Eukaryota; Metazoa; Chordata; Amphibia; Anura; Bufonidae. Gene Ontology annotation, molecular function: transmembrane transporter activity. Gene Ontology annotation, cellular component: membrane.